AUGCUGGCAUGGCCCGACCUAAUUUCAAUGAUCGCUUCCGCGCGCCCUUUGGCUUGUUUCUCCAGGUUUUUUCCGGGGUUUCUUGUUGCUCCAAUGCAUGUUUUGACGAUCCCCGCUUUGUCAGACAAUUAUAUGUACUUACUAAUCGAUGAAAAGACAAAGCAAUGUGCGGCGGUUGAUCCGGUGGAGCCCCCUAAAAUCCUAACUGAAGUGAAGAAACGAGGUUUGACAUUGUCAUGCGUCCUUACCACGCACCAUCAUUGGGAUCACGCCGGAGGCAACUCGCAGCUCCUGAAAUCCUUACCCACCCCCAUACCUGUUUAUGGUGGUGGUAGAAGCGUGGAGGCUGUUAGCAAGCAGGUUGCACACGGCGACCAAAUUACCCUAGGUAGUGACAUCACAGUGACAUGCUUACAUACGCCCUGCCACACCAAAGAUCAUAUCUGCUAUUACGCUACUGAAACCGAGCAACCUGAUGGCUGCGUUUUCACAGGUGAUACGCUCUUUCUUGGUGGUUGUGGCAGAUUUUUUGAGGGCAAUGCUCAACAGAUGUAUCACGCUCUCUUGGAGGUUCUCGGUGAGCUCCCAGGCUCGACCAAGGUUUAUUGUGGUCACGAGUACACCAUGAAGAACUUUGAGUUUGCCAAGUCGGUAGACGCCUGUAAUGCAGCUCUCGUGGAGCGAAUGGAGGCCUGUGCGAAGUUGCGUGCUGACCGACAACCGACAGUACCGGGUACGAUAGCAGAGGAGCUUGCCACUAAUCCCUUCAUGCGAGUCGUCGACCCGGAUCUUCAGAAGCGUGUCAAAGCGAAGGAUGCCAUUGACGCAAUGGGCAUUAUUCGUCGCAGUAAAGAUGCCUUCUAG
Echinococcus granulosus is the source of this 864-nucleotide messenger RNA. Its product is annotated as Hydroxyacylglutathione hydrolase. NCBI's taxonomy places the organism in Eukaryota, Metazoa, Platyhelminthes, Cestoda, Cyclophyllidea, Taeniidae. The transcript is spliced from 3 exons. Gene Ontology annotation, molecular function: hydroxyacylglutathione hydrolase activity. The coding region runs from base 1 to 864 and encodes 287 amino acids. The record is from RefSeq and is a predicted model, not a curated record.